AUGGAAGACGGAAUUACAGUGGUGCAUGUGCCACGCAAGAAGAAGUUGGAUUCCUGCUGUGCUGUGGUGGAAAUAGACAAUUUGCGGGUUCUUGUGAACUUUGGAACCGAGUAUGAUUUGUCCCUGGAUGUCUAUGAAGACUUGGAGUUUCUCAAGGAGGUUACGCAUAUUAUUGUGUGUUCAAGCGAGAUUUCAUCCCUUGGCGGGCUGAUCCAUUUGAAGUCCCUAGGUGUGUGCGCUCCCAUAUACGGAACAGUGCCCAUCAAGAUCCUUGGAAGAAUAGAGAUGCUGGAGAGGGUGAAGGUCCUGGAAAAGUUCCACGGCGUGUCCUUGGGCGAAAGCAGGAAAGACGAGGUUUUUGACAGAAUCAUACCGCUGAAGUACACACAGACGGUUGAGCUGUCCGAAAAUGUAACGGUGGGCCCGCUGAACAGCGGAAGUUCGGUUGGAGGGGCUGUGUGGAAGAUUCGGAAGGGGGAGCAAGAGUGGAUUGUCUGCGACCGAGUGAACCAUAGAAGAGAGGCGCAUCUGGACGGAAUAGACGUCUUUAACAUAAGCAAGCCGUCUGGCGUGUUCAUUAACAGCACGCCUGUUCUCAAGGAGCAGACCACAAGAAAGGCCCGGGACAAGGCUCUAGUCCAGCACGUUUUAAACACGAUAAACCGAAACGGAAAAGUGUUUAUCCCUACAGGAUACUCCCAGCUUUUGGAAAUUGCCAUGACGCUGCACAACUACAAGGAGACACAGGACAUUCCCAUGGCGCUUUUUUCUUUCUAUGGGAGAAAGUACUUUGACAUGGUCAAAACUAUUCUGGAGUGGACAGGCAGUGCAAUUCUGCACACCUUCAACCAAGAGAAGGAGAACCCGUUCAACCUCCUGAACAUAAGGUUCUACGACGAGUGUGCAAACAGCUCUGCAGCAGAGCGGAUUAUAUUUGUAAUAGACAUGCACGGAGAUUCGGGCUUUUCGCCUGUGCUUCUUCCCGGAAUUGCCAAAGACAGCCGAAACCUGAUACUUAAUGUUCGAGGCACGCUUCAGUACACAAAAAGAGUGAGCACAGACCCGACAGAGAAAGAAACUGAUGCAUCGCAGAAGGAAAGCAGCCACUCGUCCGAUGAAAAGGCCGAGGAUGCAUGCACAAUGCAGCUGUGCCCAAUAAAGUACACCCGCCUGUCCAACACAGAAGUGGAGACGGAGUACAAGCGGUCAAAGAAAAGGCACGACGAGCAAGAGGCCCAGAAGAAAAUAGACAGCCUGGUGAAGCAGAAGAUCGAAGACUCGUCUGAGGAAGAGGAGGACCGGAGCCAGAUAUUCUGCCGCUUUUGGCACGAGCUGCAGGAUGAAAUAGAAACAAAAGAGGCAGUGAUGAGCUAUCUGGACUUCGAUGUAAAGUGUGCUGGCGGAGAGCUGCUGUUUCCCAACCCGUCGAGAAGAAAGCAGACGGACGAGUACGGAGAGCCUCUACAAAUGCAGAAGGAAAAGGAAGAAGAAAAAGAAAUUGAGGUAGUUCUUGAGCCAGAUGUUGUCCAGAAAAAGGUGUACAGGAUAUCGGUAGGCAAGCCGCAAAAUAUAAAAAUACGCGCGUCUGUGCAGGCUCUUAUGUUUUCCAGCGAAAGCGACAUUUUCAACCUGAAGGUUGUUCUCGCAGGAAUGGAGGCGGAAAAGAUAGUGGUGUACGGGGAAGAUCCUAUGUACAGAAAAGUGCUUCAGGAGUACUUUUUGUAUAGCCGGGCGUCUGCAGACGUGAUGGAGCUGGUGAACAGGCAGGCGAUGGCAGGAGUGCGGCACGCGGUGCCGCUGAAGAUGCGGAAUGACGUUCUUUCAAAGAUAAAAAUGCAGAAGCUGGGAAGCAGCCUUAUUGGAUAUAUAUCUGGGAGGAUAGAGAAGUCGGAAAAAACAGCUGUGCUGGAAAUAAAGGAGGACGAGGAGGGCGACACGACAGAAGACAUCUGCAUAGGAACCGCCCGAAUAAGCGAGCUUCGGCAGAUAUUUAUAGAUGCCAAAAUAAAGGCGGACGUGAUUGGGGAGAAGCUGGUUGUCAGCGAAGGGAUCACCAUACAGUUUGAUGGGCACCGCCUUAUGGUUGAAGGCGAUGUUUCUAAAGAGCUGUACGCUGUGAAAAAGCUUCUGUCUGAAAGCGUGGCGUACUUGCAUGCGAGAUGA
This is a messenger RNA of Nematocida major, 2163 nucleotides long. RefSeq names its product cleavage and polyadenylation specificity factor subunit 2. NCBI's taxonomy places the organism in Eukaryota, Fungi, Microsporidia. Gene Ontology annotation, molecular function: RNA binding. Gene Ontology annotation, cellular component: mRNA cleavage and polyadenylation specificity factor complex. The record is from RefSeq and is a predicted model, not a curated record. Bases 1 to 2163 code for a protein of 720 amino acids. Gene Ontology annotation, biological process: mRNA 3'-end processing by stem-loop binding and cleavage. The transcript has a single exon.